This is a messenger RNA of Momordica charantia (bitter melon), 2671 nucleotides long. It is a transcript of the gene EMB269, whose product is annotated as GTP1/OBG family protein. Gene Ontology annotation, cellular component: mitochondrion. The record is from RefSeq and is a predicted model, not a curated record. Lineage: Eukaryota; Viridiplantae; Streptophyta; Magnoliopsida; Cucurbitales; Cucurbitaceae. Gene Ontology annotation, molecular function: magnesium ion binding; GTP binding; GTPase activity.
CUGGACUCUGCAAUUUGCCGCUUUAUCCGAAUUGGAAAUGGCGGCCAUUUCAAUUUGCUUYGUUCCUCAAGCUCUGGCACGCCCCAGAAUUCGGAACCCUAGAAGAACAUCGCCGCCGAAGAAGCUUCGCGGGAACGAUAAGCUCGAGGGCAACAGCGUUAAGAUCAGAACCAAUCCGAAGGAUUUAUUCUCCAUUGGUGUCGAAGCAACCACCUACACUCGCCUCCCUCCCAGGGAAGACUUCGCUCUUCCUAGCUUUGGUUCUCCGUCAUUUGAUUCUGUUUAUUCUUCCCAGUCUUCGUCUGAGGUGAAGCUUUUGGAUUCCGAUGUUGCGAUUAUUGAGGAGGAAGUUGGUUCGGAUUCUUUGAACUACGACGAGCGGGAGGAAGAAGGGGAAGGAGGAUUGGAUGGGAAUUUUGGGUUUGGUUAUGGGAAGUUUGAAGUGUUUGAGGGGGAAUAUGACUCUGAAGUGGAGGAGUAUGGUAAUAGUGAUAUGGAGGAAGACGAAGGAGAAGAGGAAGAACGUGAGAAGGUUUCGGCGUUUAGGAACGAGAAAUUUGUUAAUACUGAUGAAGGGGGUACGGGUUAUGAUGACGUUUAUGACACUGGCGAAGAAGCAAGCUCUUUCCUCGACGGAGGAGAUGUGAAGGAGAGGGGGCUGCCAGCAGUAAUGCGGUGCUUUGAUCGCGCAAAAAUCUACGUUAAAGCUGGAGAUGGUGGCAAUGGUGUCGUGGCGUUCCGACGGGAGAAGUAUGUGCCGAUGGGUGGCCCAUCAGGAGGAGACGGAGGGAGGGGUGGGAAUGUGUAUGUUGAAGUUGAUGAGUCAAUGAAUUCGCUAUUGCCAUUUCGAAACGGCAUACAUUUUCGUGCAGGAAGGGGUAGUCAUGGGCAGGGGAGAACGCAGCACGGGGCAAAGGGGGAGGAUGUAGUGAUGAAGGUGGCACCUGGAACAGUUAUAAGGGACGCAUUUAGCCAGGAGGUUCUUUUGGAAUUGUUGCAUCCGGGACACCGGGCCCUGUUGCUGCGCGGCGGAAGGGGUGGAAGAGGCAAUGCAUCCUUCAAGUCCGGAACAAAUAAAGUCCCCAAAAUUUCAGAAAAUGGAGAAGAGGGUUCAGAAAUGUGGUUGGAGUUGGAGCUGAAGCUUGUUGCAGAUGUUGGAAUUGUGGGGGCACCGAAUGCUGGGAAAAGCACACUUUUGAGCGUGAUAAGUGCUGCACAGCCAGCUAUAGCAAAUUACCCUUUUACCACUCUACUCCCAAACUUAGGUGUAGUUUCAUUUGACUAUGAUUCAACUAUGGUGGUAGCAGAUCUUCCUGGCUUACUUGAAGGGGCGCACGAGGGCUUUGGUUUAGGCCAUGAAUUUCUACGUCACACUGAAAGAUGUUCUGCGCUGGUGCACGUGGUUGAUGGAUCAGGACCACAACCAGAAUAUGAAUUUGAUGCUGUUCGUUUGGAGUUGGAGCUCUUUAGCCCCAAACUAGCUGAAAAGCCCUAUCUUGUUGCCUAUAAUAAAAUGGAUCUUCCUGAAGCAUACGAAAACUGGCCAGCAUUCAAGGAAAAGCUACAAGCUCGUGGGAUCGAACCUUUUUGCAUAAGUGCCGUAAAAAGAGAGGGCACUCAUGAAGUGAUUAGUGCUGCAUAUCAGCUGCUAAGGGAAAGUAAAGAACCCAAUAAGGAAUCUCAAGGUGGGAAAAUACCAGCAAAUUUGGACCAUGUAGCAGAUAGAAUACACAAGCAGCGUAGUGCUUCUAUUGAUGACUUUGAAAUUAUUCAUGAUAACGGCUCCAAUGUAUGGCAUGUAGUAGGAUCUGGUUUGCAACGUUUUGUUCAGAUGACAAAUUGGCGUUAUAUGGAAUCUGAAAGAAGGUUCCAACAUGUCAUGGAGGCUUGUGGUGUCAACAAAUCUCUCAGAAAACUUGGCGUCAAGGAGGGCGACACUGUGUUUGUUGCAGAGAUGGAGAUGAUUUGGCAUGAUUCACCCAAUAGUUUUGGUCCAUCUAAUAUGAAGAAAAGAUCAGAUUCGGUCAAAUGGCCAGAGUGGAAGUAACUCAUCUUUGUUUGCUCACUGGAAACUUAAUGUUGAUAACAGCAGGAUGAAUUUUCCUAAUGGAUCAAAUGAACAACCUUAGACAUGCUGGAGACCUGAGUGAAGAGAAUAGCAGCGAGUCGUCCCCCUUUCAGCAUUUGUGAUGGUAACUAAACUCUUCUGCACACAACUCUCAAAUGCUUAAAUGAGAAGAAAGUUCAAUUUUUUCAUACACAAUCACAUAGAUGCUUUCGUGUCUAUUUUUUAGUUYAGUACCACGUGGGUGGAGAUUCGAACCCACAACCUUUUGAUCGGGUGAUUUAACCAGUUGAGUUAUAUUCAGGUUGAUUGUCUUCAUGUCUAAUUUAGUCACAAGGUUUAGGUAGUUCUCUGAUAUAUACUCUUUCGGGAGAUUAUUUAUUUAGUGUAACUAUCUUAUUGUAGCCUUGUAGGUGUGAUAUGUAGAGAAAUAAAUUCUCUUUUAAUAGUGUUACAGGCCAAUUGUAUUGGUCAAAUUUACUAUGUAUGGAGACGGCCACUCAAACUUGACAACAUAAUGGCUCCUUACUUUUAUCUUUAAUUAUUAUUUCAACUGUAGUAACUAGUAACGUCUGGUUAAUAAUUUCAAAGUCAAUCAUAUUGCAA